GUGUUGGUCAUCCUUGACCUGACCAUUCCAAUCUAAGUAUUAGUUCACACUUCAGUGAUAUAUAUUCAUCGUUAAUGCAUGGCUUUCGUUUCAUAAAAAUCCACAAGACUCAUCAUUAGCAUUGCACUAUCAGUAAAAUACGCCAUGAUGAUUAAUUAUAAUCAUACUGUUUUUGUAUUUCUUCUUUUGUCCUUGGGGAUAUUCAAACUGGGUUCAUGCAUUGAAAAUCAGAGUCAGAAUAAUAAUGAAAAUCAGAGUCAGAAUAAUAAUGUGGCAGUGAAAUGCAUCAAAAGUGAAAGAGAAGCACUUCUCAAAUUCAAGGAAGGCGUAAUUGAUUUUCCAGGUAAGCUUUCUUCAUGGGUCGAUGAAGAUUGCUGCCAAUGGAAUGGCGUAGAUUGCGACAGCGAAUCAGGUCAUGUUACCAAGCUCAAUCUUAGCAACCCAGCUGGACGCCACAGGCACUAUGAGUAUGACGGAAAUGAUGAUAAUUAUCCCAUUCCAUCAGAUCAUCCCGCUUUAGAUGCGGUUAAAUCAUGUUAUUAUUGCAGGAAUGCUGACAUGAGUGAAACUUAUUCUAGGGGGUCUAAAGUUAAAGCAUCUGUUAAAGCAUCUUUUUCAGGGGAUGUUAAAACAUCGGUUAAAGCAUCUUUUUCAGGGGAUGUAAAUGCAUCUCUUUCAGGGGAGAUUAGUCCUUAUCUCGGCAAUCUGUCGAGCCUGACGCAUACUGACCUUGAAGGAAACUACAAUUUGUCUACCAAAAAUUUGAAUUGGGUCUCAAGUCUCUCUUCUUUAGAGUACCUGUAUUUGGGGGGAGUGAAGAUCAAUCAUACCAAAGCAGAUUGGCUGCAUGCAAUUAACAUGCUUCCUUCCCUUCUGGAGUUAAGUUUAUGUUCAUGUCAGCUUGAACACCUUCCAUCUUCCCUUGAUUUCCUCAAUUUCACCUCUCUUCAUGUCCUUGAUUUAUCAUACAACUCAUUUAAAACCUCCAUACCUCAGUGGCUGUUUAAUCUUACGAGUCUAACAAAACUUGAUUUGACUUUUAGCAAUCAAGGAGGAAAAAUCCUUGAUUCAUUUGGGAGACUUGGAAGUCUAAAAUACCUCUAUCUCGGUGGUAACCACUUUUAUGGUUCAAUUCCAGCUUCUAUUGGCAAUUUGUCAUCCUUGAAGGAGUUGGACCUCUCAUACAAUGAGAUGAAUGGAACCAUUCUAGAAAGUUUUGGGCAACUCUCAAAGCUAGUCAAUUUGUAUCUCCUAGAAAAUUCUUGGGAAGGAGUCAUAACAGAAGUCCAAUUGAUGAAUCUCAAAAGCCUAGAAGAGUUUAUGCUAACAACAAACAAAAGUCAGUCUCUAGUUUUCAAUGUGACAGAGAACUGGGUUCCUCCAUUCAGCCUUAAAUCUCUUCAUCUAGAAAGCUGUCUCAUUGGUCCCAAAUUUCCUAAAUGGCUUCAAGUUCAAAGUGAGCUUACCUAUGUCAUCCUAAAAAACGUUGAAAUCAAAGGCACCAUACCUGAGGAAUGGUUCUCUAUGAUAUCUUCUAACCUCACCCACUUGGAUCUAUCCAAUAAUCAGAUAAAAGGGAACUUGCCGCACCAAUUAGUAUUUCCAAAUGUGACUAAGCUAUUUCUACAAAGCAAUUUGUUUUCAGGCCCUAUCCCAUCAAAUAUUAGUGAUCUAAUGCCAAGCUUGCAAUAUUUAGAUCUUUCAGAGAACUUCCUCUAUGGUGAAAUUCCUUUGUCCAUAUUGAAAAUAGAACAUCUUAAUAUUCUUGUCCUCAGGAGAAAUAAUCUUUCAGGGGAGCUCCCUCAUCAUUGGAGCGAGUCACAAAUGAGCUUGCUCGUUGUGGAUAUUUCAUACAACAACAUAUGUGGAAAAAUUCCCAGCUCAAUGGGUUUCUUAGGAAACCUUUCUAUAUUAGUGUUGAGCAACAACAAUCUUAGUGGAGAAAUUCCUUCUUCCUUGCAAAAUUGUUCUAUUGUGAGCAUGGAUUUCGGGGGGAAUCGUCUCUCGGGGAAUCUUCCGUCAUGGAUACACUCAAACAUCUUCAUGCUACGCCUACGAUCAAAUCUAUUCAGUGGAAUCAUCCCUAAAAAAUGGUGCAAUCUUCAUAAACUUCACAUCCUAGAUCUUGCACAAAAUAAUCUCUCUGGGAGCAUUCCAGAUUGUUUCAACAAUUUUACUGCUAUGGUUGAUAGCAACACCUUAGAGUCCAAUCCUAUUGAGAACUAUACAGAGGAAGCAUACAUAAUGACAAAAGGAAGUUAUUAUAAAUAUGAUCGCACUCUCCAACUAGUUACCUGCAUUGAUCUUUCAGGGAAUAGUUUGACUGGAGGAAUUCCUAUUCAAAUAACACGCCUCACAAGAUUGGGCACGCUAAACUUGUCAAUGAAUCAUCUAAUUGGAAGCAUUCCUAAGAAUAUAGGAAACAUGCGGUGGCUAGAAACACUUGAUCUCUCAAACAAUAGACUUUUUGGACCUAUUCCUGGAAGCAUGUCAUCUUUGACUUCCUUAGUACACUUGAACCUAUCUUUUAACAACUUGACAGGAAGAAUCCCAUCUGGUAAUCAGCUCCAAACACUAAUUGAUGCAACCAUAUACAAGGGAAACCCUUCGUUGUGUGGGUCUCCUCUUCCAACCAAGUGCCCAGGAGAUGAAACAUUUGAUGGCCCAAGUAUUGCUGGUGUUGAUGACAAACAUGGUGGAGAUGAUUAUGAAAGGAUAUGGUUCUAUGCUAGUAUCGGACUCGGGUUUGUUGUUGGAUUUUGGAGUGUUUGCGGCACCCUACUAUUGAAGAAGUCAUGGAGGCACUGUUACUUUUGUUUCUAUGAUGACAUCAAAGAUAGGAUAGCAUUGCUAAUUGCAUUGAGAGUAGUUCAUUUGAAAAGGAAAUUUGGGUUGGAAAAAAAUUGAAGUUUGUAGAUUGGAAAGCUGGUUUAGUUCUAAAUUUGAGGUAUGCAUGUGUUUUGUGAAAUCUUAAGUUAAAUAUUUUUUAUCUUGGUUUU
Molecule: messenger RNA, 2999 nt
Organism: Quercus lobata
Lineage: Eukaryota; Viridiplantae; Streptophyta; Magnoliopsida; Fagales; Fagaceae
Product: receptor-like protein EIX2
Exons: 2
Coding region: 145-2907 (920 amino acids)
Molecular function (GO): protein binding
Source: RefSeq, a predicted model, not a curated record